GUGCUUGCGAGUCCAUGUUUGUAGCAGAGAGAUCACUGAUGAUCUACAGCAGUUCGCGACGUCUCUAGCCAUUUGCCAGAGAAGGGCCGUGUUGGAUGUGGUUUGGGAAGGAAGUGGCGCCGCUGUCCAUACUACACAGUUCCCAAAGAGGCGGCGCUCCUAUGGCACAUAUUCAUCGAGGGCAGGCGCAUCCUCGCAAAGCCCAUGCAAUCAUCUAUAAUUCCCUUUUUCCACUAGCGGACGCUGCUGUUCCUCGAUUGUAUACUGAGUCGGUCUUAUGCAUCGUAGAAGAAAGGCCAAUGGAUACUCAACGCCCGAGCGGGAGUCUCGCUAUGCCGAGUGAUCGAGACCUGCCUGCCUCGCUACACAUUUCUCCGGCUGGCAGAGUCUGCAGUCUAACGACGGCAACGCCCCGCUGUCUAAAUCCAGAGAUCAACGUGUCACAAUACCCAAGGGAUACCCUGCAAUGUGUCCAUGUGAAGACAGUGAGCCUGAUGUUCCCAACGCAGCGUCUAAUCAAGGAUUGGACAAGGUUGCUAAACGGAAUGACAAUUGAAAACGACCCCUACACAAACAUAUAAAUCUCCCACGCGUAACUGCGCCUUAGCCGCAGCAGUAAGUGAAGCAGGGGCAGCUUUCUUUCUCUGUUUUGUGAACGAAGCCAUGGUUGACGAUACGAAGACGCAUUAUCUGCUAGCUUAACGUAGACAGUGCUGAACUUUGGAGUCACUGUGCAGUAAUUAGCUACUGACAUCGUAGUACGUACUAUGUUCAAGCUGCGCAGAUAAACGACAAGCUUUCGUUCCUUCCUGAUGGCUGCGAGAAGGUUUGAGACGUAAUAAUUGUU
Messenger RNA from Dothidotthia symphoricarpi CBS 119687, 847 nucleotides. RefSeq lists its product as uncharacterized. The transcript has a single exon. Bases 96 to 581 code for a protein of 161 amino acids. Lineage: Eukaryota; Fungi; Ascomycota; Dothideomycetes; Pleosporales; Dothidotthiaceae. The record is from RefSeq and is a predicted model, not a curated record.